Molecule: messenger RNA, 3119 nt
Organism: Exophiala dermatitidis NIH/UT8656
Lineage: Eukaryota; Fungi; Ascomycota; Eurotiomycetes; Chaetothyriales; Herpotrichiellaceae
Product: microsomal epoxide hydrolase
Exons: 1
Coding region: 388-1620 (410 amino acids)
Molecular function (GO): hydrolase activity
Source: RefSeq, a predicted model, not a curated record
GUGUCUGGGGCUCCGUCCAAAACGACAAAACACCAGGCACCUACCGGUUCUUGAGGGCCCCUUUGCACAAAAGCACCCCCAGUAUACAACUUAGCCUGGAUAAGAGACCAUACUCCAACCAGGUAUAGGCGAUCAAGCGUCGGCUUGCUGACUCGGGUUGCAUUGUAUAAUCGUGUACACCGUCCCGGCGUUAUACUUGUGCCUAGGUAACUUGAACCAGUCCAGCGACCGCCCCGCAUCUUACGGAUUUUAGGAGGCACUGGCAGGUAAGAUGAGGUAUGUAUGUAUUCCAGACAUCUACAACUUGUCAGCGCAUCAUCCUGUUACAUCCUCAGCAACACAGGAAAGUCUUCCUGACCAUUGUUGUACCCCUUGACACAUAUAGAUAUGGCAUAUACUCACCAGAACUCGCCCUCCAAUGCGGUUGAUCCCACCACCCUCCCUGCCAUUAAUCUUCCUCUUGGUAUCACAUCUCGCUUUGUGGACACCAGUCCCCACAGUCUUGUUUUCCACAUCCUCGAGUCUUUACCGGCGAACAUCAACCCAUCAGGCCCUCAACCUGAAUUGAUUCUUCUAUGCCACGGCUUUCCAGAGAUUGCCUACUCAUGGCGCAAGGUUCUUCCUCUUCUUUCAGCACAAGGCUAUCAUGCCGUGGCCUUUGACCAACGAGGAUAUGGACGCACAUUUUCUCGUCAACCCCUGGACGCCCAAUCAUUUCGCCCGUUAAACCUGAUCAAAGACGCCGUGACUCUGGUUCGGGCGCUGGGCUACACAACAGUAUCGUGUGUCGUGGGACACGAUUUCGGCGCCGUGACCGCCUACCUUUGCGCCCUGUCGAGACCAGACAUGUUCCAGCGGCUUGUCUUGAUGUCCCAUCCCGCAAAGGGCCCGCCCGAGCUCCCACUGCGCACGUCUCCGUCAUACGGGAAUCCGUCCCCACCGCCACCGCCGGCCCCAGACAUGCAAAGGGCCCUUGCGGAACUACCCCGGCCACGGAAGCAUUACAAGUGGUACUACUGCACAUCUGAUGCCAAUGCCGACAUGACGUACCCGACAGGUGCAGACUUGCAUAGAUUCAUGCGCGGCUAUUUCCACUUGAAAUCGGCAGAUUGGGAUGCAAACGACCCCCAUCCGCUGCAGCGCUGGUCGGCCGACGAACUGGCAAAGAUGCCCCGAUACUAUAUCAUGGAUCUGGCGGACACGAUGCGCCAGGCCGUGGCACGGGACAUGGAAGUCGAGGACCAGGAGACGGUCUCCUCGCGUUCGUCACGCUGGCUGUCCGACCAGGAACUGGCAGUCUACGUGGAGGAGUAUAGUCGUACUACGUUCCAAGGUGGCCUCAACUGGUACAGGGUCCAGACGCAGCCAGCAAUCGCAGCGGAUCUGGAGGUCUGGUCAGGCGCACUGAUCUCGGUUCCUACCUUGUUCGUUGCUGGGAAGCGUGACUGGGGCACCUUUCAGGAACCCGGCGCCAUAGAGGCCAUGGAGAGCGGUAAGAGUGUGCGGCGGGACAUGUACAAGGGCACUGUCUUGGUAGACGGUGCCGGCCAUUGGGUCAACCAGGAGCAGCCGGAGAGGUGUGUUCAGGAAAUCCUCAAGAUAGUCGGCGAAGGAAUAUGAUGAAUUAUCUGCACAAGGCCAUAGUCCGUUACUACGGAGUGUCUUUUGUGAGCACCACGGGCGGCCCGACCCGGUAUGCUUACGCAAGGCUAUCUACGAAUGUAUGCAUCCGCAGGUACAACCAGGCAUUGGAUACCGCUUCAGGAGGAAGACAAGGUCACGCCCAAUACAAGUGCAGUUGUAUCACAAUCACGAGUGGAUAUCAUUUGCAAAGCUCGAUAAGCUAUGUGCACGCCAUAACGGUUGGUUCCCACCGCUCCUUGCACGCCACUGUACAACAAUCCGGUACGCCUCGCUGAACCGAUCUGUGGGACGACGCUGCUUGCUACCGCCCCAAAUGCUGCUUCAGAACAAACCACAAUGCCUCAUGCACCUGGGCCGGUGAGUAACGCCUUGAAACGCCUGCCACGUCGAACAUCAUCGCUCAGGCAUUGGGGCCCGUCAUCUCAGAAUCCACCUGAUCUUCCCGAGCCUUGCCCUUGGUAUGUUCGGAAUCGUCCCGGUCUGUAUCAUCAUAGAACUCCUCGUCUUCCGUUGAAUUGUUCAACUCCCGAUCCGAUUCACUUCCGUUGGCAGCAUCAUCAUCGAAGUCAUCAAAAUCAAUGUCAUCGCCCUCGCUAUCAUUCCAGAAGUCGUCGUCGAUCUUCUCGAUAACCGGUUUCGUGGAUUCGUGCGUAGGCAGGACGAAGCCCGCCGGGAUAUCUUUCUUGGACGCUUCCACAUCUUGUCUGACUCGAGCCUUGUACGCUUCCUUGUUGUCUCUGAGCAUCACGCUGGCGUCGACAUUGGCGGGCGAAGAGAUCUCGGCAUCGUCCAAAAGAGAAAGGAUGGAGAUGAGAACAGAUUCGACACGUUGUGCGGGGGACCAGCGCUCGCCGGGAUUCUCGCCAGACAUGGUGUCUUCGCCCGGUGGAUGAAGGAUUGAAAUACACAAGCGACCGUCGGGAUAGAUGUUGGGAUGCCACAACGACUUGUUGAACUUGAAGUCUGCCCAAGUUAGCACCAGUCAACAACUGGCAGUUGCCGAUCUACUCACCAGGAGGCUUGUAUGGAUAGUCCUGGGGAAAGUUCAUCUGAGCCUUGAAAUAGCCACCAUAGUACAGCGAGUCCGGAUUAAGGACCAUCAAGGCCAAGUUCCAGUGGUAGAUGUUCUCUUCAUCGACCUGGCUUUCAUCAGUGUCUGCGCCUCCGCGAUGGUAAUGAUGACUUACGUCGAUCUGAACCCAUUUCUCCUUGGCCAGAGCCUUGUACUCCUUCAUGAGAACUGCCUGAGACAUCCUGGCCUAUUCCACUUUGCAGGAAAUCAGGAAACGGAUCUAAGGCUAAGGGGGUGUCGACGACAGUGGAUGCUCUCGGUGCGCGGGAGAGAAAGGAUGUUGUGUAUGGCUGUCGCUGGGAUCAGGCCCUGCGCGGCAAACCAAAAGCCCUGCGUGGUAUUGUCUUCACUAAGCCUCCUUUCCGCGAAGUUGUUCAACUGCUUAGAUAGCACUGCUAUUGAC